AUGGAAGAGAACGAGCGCGGCAGCAGAGACGAGGCGGAUCGCCACGAGUCGGCGGAAUCGAACAGAGCCAUCCUGCCGCUGCUGCAGGUGCAGGGCAUCGCGCAGAACCCGCACCGGGUCACCAACUUCUUCAUCGACAACAUCCUGAGGCCGGACUUCGGACGCAAAAAAGACACCGGAGCGAUCCAGCAGCACCAGCACCGGCGCGGGGAGAAGCGCCUCGGCAGUCCCGCAGCGCCUCAGACAGAGCCGGUCGGCAGCACGGUGCCCACGGAGGGCACCUCCACGCCCCACGCGGACACCGGCGCAGCCAUAACCGCCGAGGAGCCCUUGAAAGCCCGCGCGGAGAGCGGAGACCAGUGCCUAAGCUCGGACUCGGACAGUUCCCAAGCCAGCGCCAACGCAGCCCCGGUCCAGCAGCCCAUGCUGUGGCCCGCCUGGGUGUACUGCACCCGCUACUCGGACAGGCCCUCUUCAGGUCCCAGAUCCCGUAAACCAAAGAAGAAGAGCACCAGCAAGGAGGACAAACGACCGCGCACGGCCUUCACCGCCGAGCAGCUGCAGAGACUCAAGACCGAGUUCCAGACCAACCGCUACCUGACCGAGCAGCGGCGCCAGAACCUGGCCCAGGAGCUGGGCCUGAACGAGUCCCAGAUCAAGAUCUGGUUCCAGAACAAGCGGGCCAAAAUCAAGAAAGCCAACGGGGGCAAGAACACGCUAGCCCUGCACCUGAUGGCGCAGGGCCUCUACAACCACGCCACCGUCACCAAGGACGACAAAUCCGACAGUGACUGA
Messenger RNA from Syngnathus typhle (broad-nosed pipefish), 795 nucleotides. RefSeq names its product engrailed homeobox 2a (gene en2a). Gene Ontology annotation, molecular function: DNA-binding transcription factor activity, RNA polymerase II-specific; RNA polymerase II cis-regulatory region sequence-specific DNA binding. Gene Ontology annotation, cellular component: nucleus. The transcript has 3 exons. Gene Ontology annotation, biological process: multicellular organism development; regulation of transcription by RNA polymerase II; neuron differentiation. The record is from RefSeq and is a predicted model, not a curated record. Lineage: Eukaryota; Metazoa; Chordata; Actinopteri; Syngnathiformes; Syngnathidae. Bases 1 to 795 code for a protein of 264 amino acids.